Molecule: messenger RNA, 1110 nt
Organism: Closterium sp. NIES-65
Lineage: Eukaryota; Viridiplantae; Streptophyta; Zygnematophyceae; Desmidiales; Closteriaceae
Source: the annotation of a GenBank genome assembly
AUGGACGUGGACAUGGACGUGGACGUGGUCAUGGACGUGGACAUGGACGUGGACGUGGACGUGGACGUGGACAUGGACAUGGACGUGGACAUGGACACGGACGUGGACAUGGACGUGGACAUGGACGUGGACGUGGACGUGGACAUGGACGUGGACGUGGACGUGGACAUGGACGUGGACGUGGACGUGGAGGACAUGGACGUGGACAUGGACGUUGACGUGGACGUGGACGUGGACGUGGACUUGGACGUGGACCUGGACGUGGACGUGGACGUGAACGUGGACAUGGACGUGGACGUGGACGUGGAUGUGAACGUGGACGUGGACCUGGACGUGGACGUGAACGUGGACACAGACGUGGACGUGGACGUGGACCUGGACGCGGACAUCGACGUGGACGUGGACCUGGACGUGGACAUGGACGUGGACGUGGACCUGGACGUGGACGUGGACAUGGACGUGGAUGUGGACGUGGACGUGGACGUGGACGUGGAGGUGGACGUGGACGUGGACGUGGACGUGGACGUGGAGGUGGACGUGGACGUGGACGUGGACGUGGACGUGGACAUGGACGUGGACGUGGACGUGGACGUGGACAGGGACACGGACGUGGACGUGGACACGGACGUGGACACGGACGUGGACGUGGACGUGGACGUGGACGUGGACGUGGACGUGGACAUGGACGUGGACGUGGACGUGGAGGAGGACAUGGACGUGGACAUGGACGUGGACGUGGACGUGGACGUGGACAUGGACGUGGACGUGGACGUAGACAUGGACGUGGACGUGGACGUGGAGGACUUGGAUGUGGACGUGGACGUGGACGUGGACGUGGACAUGGACGUGGACAUGGACGUGGACGUGGACGUGGACAUGGACGUGGACGUGGACGUGGACAUGGACGUGGACGUGGACGUGGAUGUGGACGUGGACAUGGCCGUGGACGUGGACGAGGACGUGGACGUGGACAUUGUCGGAGUGUGUGACCCUCAUCAGCACUUGCUCUUCUUCCUGUCGUUCUUCUUCAACACUCCCUGCUCUGUGCUGCCCUGCUUCAGUCACUCACAUGAACGUGAUCACUCCCUCACCCCACCGGUUCCUUCUUAG